Messenger RNA from Leptinotarsa decemlineata (Colorado potato beetle), 902 nucleotides. RefSeq names its product venom protease. The record is from RefSeq and is a predicted model, not a curated record. Gene Ontology annotation, molecular function: serine-type endopeptidase activity. Gene Ontology annotation, biological process: proteolysis. NCBI's taxonomy places the organism in Eukaryota, Metazoa, Arthropoda, Insecta, Coleoptera, Chrysomelidae.
AAACGACAACGUUACAGGAAUAACCGUUGCAGAUACAAGGAGAAGAAGGCUGUUCUUCGCCAUCGUUAACAGUUGAGUCAAAGAAGUUGAGUCGGUACCUCCUGUGAUAUUGAUGCUAAAUCGAUCGCGAAGAAUAAUCUACGAUGGCUGAUUUCGUGCCGCUGAUCGGUGUUCUUUUGUUUUGUUGGUUGUGCUCCCAUAACUGUGAUUCUGUUCAAGCACAGGUACCAGAAGUGUCAUCGCUGAAGAAAAUUUUCGGACCAAAGUUCAAUUUCGGAAAUCGUCCCCCACCAAGGCACGACACACCAGCGUCACCUUGCCAUUGUCUUUGCGGGGAGAAGAACGAAAACAGUCGAAUUGUAGGAGGAAAACCGACAGACGAAAACGAGUUUCCUUGGAUGGCUCGACUGUCUUACUUCAACAGGUUCUACUGCGGUGGUAUGCUCAUCAAUGACAGAUAUGUUUUGACAGCCGCUCAUUGCGUGAAAGGGUUCAUGUGGUUCAUGAUCAAAGUCUCCUUUGGAGAACAUGAUCGCUGCAACGACCAGAAGAGACCCGAAACUAGGUUCGUUCUCAGAGCCAUAACUGGAGCCUUCAGUUUUUUAAAUUUCGAUAACGAUAUAGCCCUUCUGAGGUUGAACGACAGAGUGCCCAUAACGCAGUUCAUCAAGCCUAUAUGUUUACCUAAAUUGAAAGAUAAUCUUUAUGUCGGAUCCAUUGCAACAGCUGCAGGUUGGGGAACACUCAAAGAAGAGGGAAAACCAUCCUGCAUACUUCAGAAAGUGGAUGUACCUGUUAUCACUAAUGACGAAUGCAAAUCAACAAACUAUUCUUCCAAAAUGAUUUCGGACAAUAUGCUGUGUGCCGGAUACCCUCAAGUUGGUAAAAAGGAUUCUUGUCAG